AGCAUAUAUUUAUUGAUAAGUUAGUUAUAUGUAGAUCGUGAAUAGUAUACAAAUUUUUAAAGUCUCAAAGCAAUGCCAAUUAAAUGUCGCUCCUCCCAGGCAAUCGGGCUGGGGGACUUCGAGGAGGAUCCCCGGAAGCGCGGCAUCUUACACAACACCAGCUGCCGAGCCUUUCGCGAGAGGCUACGCUCCACCCGGAAGUUUAAUUUAUUUCAAGGCCUAGCCAUUGUAACAGGCGGCGUAGCGCUGCUGGGAGUGCUAAUCGUCAUCGACAUGGACGUGGCAGCAGGCGACUCUAACGCUCCUGGGACAAUCAGCCAUAUGAAGGCACUGUUGGACAAAGUGAUAAAGUUACUGGCGGACGGGAUGAGCUUUGGCUUCUCAGCGACGGGCCAGUACUGCAAUCAGCCUCUCGACACGAAGCGUCUUUUUGAGCUGAUAAACAAACAGGUCCUCAACCAGGAGCAGGCGCUCGCCGGCAUGGAGCGCACCCUAAGCCGCGAUCACCAGUUCCAGUCGAUGGCGCUGCUCGGUCCGCCCGGUGUGGGCAAGACGCUGACGGUUUCGGCUCUCCGCCUCUACUUUCCCUGGCCGGAAAACGUUCAUGCCUUAUUCGGGAGCUUGUGCGCUCCGGAUGAGGAGCGCCACUGCCCAGUGCUACGGAAGUUCUUAGAACAGCUGUCCGACUGCGGCAGGAACCUGCUGAUCAUCGACAAUCUCGCCCCGUGCGAUCAUAGCAUUGUAUCCAUCUACAACCGGCAGAUCCUCAAUGGCUUGCAGAACAAAUCGGUUUUGGUGUUGUAUAUCUUUAAUCUGGAGGUGAAUGACUACUGGCUGCAGUUUGAGUUUCUGCAGAAGGAGCUUCCAGUGGAUACGGGGAUCGUAAGCUUUCGUCUCUUUGGACGCGACGAUCUGCGCGACUGUCUGCAGAACGAGUUAAAGCUGGGGAGUCGAGUGCUGGACGAGGACGAACAAUCGCGCAUCCUUGGCGAAGCAAUGUCCAGGGUUUGUUGCGCCGGAUGCAAGGGGCUCCGUGAAAUCGUCCUUCAGCAGGGCCGAUCAGAGACUGGCGAAACAGUCACCAUUUGAUUACAUGUCUAUCAAAAUUCAUUCCUACUUCCAAAUGAAUCAGAAUGUCACUAGUGUUGAAAAAAUUAUGUAAAUAUAUCCUGGAAUACUCGUAUUUGUGUCCGAACCAGUGUCCGCCAAAAAUUCGCAUUUCGCUUUUAAGCGAGGGACUUGCACCCUGAAGGAGGCCCUACAAAUCAGUCAUAUGAAUUUAUUAGCAAUUUAUUAUGAUUCGAAAUAUUGCCAAUGUUCCCCUUCGGUUUGGCUGGCUUUCGCUCAUUUGACAGCUUUUCCCGGUUCUUGCUUGACUGCCGCGAUGCUGGUUUCGGCCGAGUAGUCGUACUCCACUUCCCGCAUCCAGUUCUACUGCCACUUCCCUCUUCAUUAUAUAUGAAAACGAAAAUUCGCCAGCAAUGAGGUCUCAGCCAGAUCAAGGGAUCAAGAUCUCUACCACUGCCACUGAUACUAGUCUCUUUCAGGCCCUGCCACCGCCAGUGGCGCUUACUUGAAAUCGAUCAAAACAAGCCUUUUAAGACCCUGAGACCUUAGAUUCCGACCCAGUGGAGCUGAAGUUGUAGGAGCUGGAUUAUAUUUUAAUAUUCUAAAUCACAAAAAAACCCGCCGGGAGCAUUGAGUGCCAUUCAGGUAUUGGAAACACUCGGAGUCUUACCCAGUGAGAGGACAAGAGAGCAGAACAAUUUCACAGGAUUUCCGGAAUCGGUGCCAACAGUGGAAAAAGGCAGCCAAACUGUCCAGGUAUCGUCCACAUGCAGCUCUCUGGAGAAGCCUAUGGUUCUGGACAAACCAGAUUCUGCCUAAAGACAGGCAAAUGCGUUAAAAGUACAUUUUUAGUCAUAGAAAGCCUCAACAUCGGACCAUGAACUUAAACAACAAUUCGACAUGGAUCCAAAUAUGUAAUGAUUCUUCCAAAAACUAUCAAACCAUUGAAAAGCGAAU
Molecule: messenger RNA, 2025 nt
Organism: Drosophila miranda
Lineage: Eukaryota; Metazoa; Arthropoda; Insecta; Diptera; Drosophilidae
Exons: 1
Coding region: 73-1089 (338 amino acids)
Source: RefSeq, a predicted model, not a curated record